Messenger RNA from Zea mays, 1603 nucleotides. RefSeq names its product DELLA protein GAI-like. The record is from RefSeq and is marked validated. The coding region runs from base 3 to 1529 and encodes 508 amino acids. The transcript has a single exon. NCBI's taxonomy places the organism in Eukaryota, Viridiplantae, Streptophyta, Magnoliopsida, Poales, Poaceae.
GCAUGGAUGCUCACACCACUCACAUUGUUGCAAGAAAGAACACUUCGCUUUCAUUCACCUCAAAUGAGCUCAUGGAUCAUUUUCCCUUCGCUUGGUUACCCAUGGACCCCUUCACAGCCAUGGCGCUCAGCGGUACCCUCUCACCCUCAUUCUCUACCACAUCUACCAAUGAUACCAUGUACAACCUUAACCCAGCGUUGUAUGCAUCCCUCGUGCCACCAAUAAGGAAACCUGCAACCCCGACCACACUAGAGGUAGGGAGGCAAUGCAAGGAGGAGGAGGAUGCAUCCAUUCGUCUGGUGCACCUGCUUAUCACUUGCACCAGUGCCAUUGAGACUGGUGACUACUCGAUCGCACAAGGAAACUUGUCUGAGGCACGCAAGAUUCUUGGGGAAAUCCCAACUUCGACCGGGAUUGGCCGUGUUGGGAAACACUUCAUCGACGCACUAGUUCAACGCCUCUUCCCGGCAUAUCCGCACGCAGCACCACCUUCUCCAUCUCCUUCUACAUCGAUCGAUCUGCACAACAAUUUUUAUGAUGCAGGUCCCUACCUAAAGUUCGCCUACUCCACUGCCAACCAAGCAAUCCUCAAAGCAAUCAAAGGAUACAACCAUGUACACAUAAUUGACUUUUCCCUGAUGCAAGGUCUCCAGUGGCCGGCACUCAUGGAUGUCUUCUCCGCCCGUGAGGGUGGGCCACCAAAGCUCCGAAUCACAGGCAUUGGCCCGAACCCAAUAGGUGGCCGUGACGAGCUCCAUGAAGUGGGAAUUCGCCUCGCCAAGUAUGCACACUCGGUGGGUAUCGACUUCACUUUCCAGGGAGUCUGUGUCGAUCAGCUUGAUAGGUUGUGCGAUUGGAUGCUUCUCAAACCAAUCAAAGGAGAGGCAGUUGCCAUAAACUCCAUCCUACAGCUCCAUCGCCUCCUCGUUGACCCAGAUGCAAACCCAGUGGUGCCCGCACCAAUAGAUAUCCUCCUCAAAUUGGUCAUCAAGAUAAACCCCAUGAUCUUCACGGUGGUUGAGCAUGAGGCAGAUCACAACAGACCACCACUACUAGAGAGGUUCACUAAUGCCCUCUUCCACUAUGCGACCAUGUUUGACUCUUUGGAGGCCAUGCAUCGUUGUACCAGUGGUAGAGACAUCACCGACUCACUCACAGAGGUGUACCUUCGAGGUGAGAUUUUUGACAUUGUCUGCGGCGAGGGCAGUGCACGCACCGAACGUCAUGAGUUGUUUGGUCACUGGAGGGAGAGGCUCACCUAUGCUGGGCUAACUCAAGUGUGGUUCGACCCCGAUGAGGUUGACACGCUAAAAGACCAGUUGAUCCAUGUGACAUCCUUAUCUGGCUCUGGGUUCAACAUCCUAGUGUGUGAUGGCAGCCUUGCACUAGCGUGGCAUAAUCGCCCGUUAUAUGUGGCAACAGCUUGGUGUGUGACAGGAGGAAAUGCUGCCAGUUCCAUGGUUGGCAACAUCUGUAAGGGUACAAAUGAUAGUAGAAGAAAGGAAAACCGUAAUGGACCCAUGGAGUAGCAGGAAGAAUAACCAUGUCAUGAGCAAAUCGAUCAAGUAAUAAAAUGCACUGAUGACAUGCAUGGUGAUCUAAA